Molecule: messenger RNA, 4246 nt
Organism: Daldinia decipiens
Lineage: Eukaryota; Fungi; Ascomycota; Sordariomycetes; Xylariales; Hypoxylaceae
Product: WD repeat-containing protein
Exons: 2
Coding region: 649-3684 (1011 amino acids)
Biological process (GO): regulation of mitotic cell cycle; mitotic spindle organization
Cellular component (GO): mitotic spindle
Molecular function (GO): protein binding
Source: RefSeq, a predicted model, not a curated record
AAACCCACAUUAAAGAAAGGUCGGGGGGUUGGGUUUCCACUUUGUAUGUUCACUUUGUAUGUUCAAGACCCAAAAUUCUCACCUUCACAACUCAUAUUUCCAAUCACUAGAGGUCCGACUUAUUUUUUGAAAGGACCGACCUGCAUCAAUGGCCAUUCUCUAUAAACGCUCUUGACACUAGGUGCCAAGUUGUCGGACUUAAUAGGGCACUUGAUACGCUAAUACAGGAAACGGUGCUUCAUUGGCUUUGCUCCAUCUCCAUCUUUCCAUCUCAGCUUACAUGCAGCCCUAAGAAGACUUCCUCAGCUAUUUUGUUUUCACGUCACUCAUUUGACCCUUUCUACUUUCUCUCGUCUUUCCUAAUAUAUCCCUUAUCUAUCCCCCUUCGCCAAGGAACAAUAGAAUCGCUUUUUUCCUUUUCCUCCUUGCAGUCUCUGUUUUAGACUAUCUGUGCUGUGCUGUUAGCUAUCUGCGCCAUCUCAUAUUUUCCUUAUCCACAAGACCCUCCCCCAUGACACCUCACCGCAUAGAAAUUUCCAGCACUAUCAAUAUUACUUGAAAGAAGAAGAAGAAGAAGAAGACGGUCUCUGAACCGAAUUUCUUGUUAGCCCUAUAUAGCAUCCUUCAAGGAAAAUCAAUGGCAAGAAGAUGGCAUCCACUCCUUCAAACCGGUUGAAAUUGACUCCGUCAAAUUCACCUUUUGUUCCACACUCUAUUCGAUCACCUCAUCGCAGCAAACCCUCCAUAGAUCCUCGCCUUUCUCUGAAGCGCGUUGUCGGUACCACCUGUGCCGCACCCACGGGUUUUGAUACCGUACGCUCUUCGUUUGCAUACAUCGCCGGCGGAGCUGUAGUUGUAGUCGACGUCAACGGGGCUGAGUAUACCCAACGUUUCUACCGAGCCCGCCCUUCUGCAGUUCCAGUUUACAGUACGCCUCCGCUUCCUUACUCCCCAUCGGCACCGAACCAAACUCCAAAGGCGAACGACAGCCGGAAUAGGUCUUCGUUGCGAGAAUCAACACACAGCUCUCUUGAUUGGACCGAAUCCCCCACAUCAUCGAAGACGUGGACCAGUCGAGAGCGGAUCAAGGCCGCAACGUGUUUAGCUCUGAGCAAAGAGGGGAGGUUCCUAGCUGUUGGCGAAACUGGCUAUGCUCCUCGGGUGCUCAUUUUCAGCCUGGAAGAUAACUCGUCGGAUAUCCCACUCGUCUCCAUUAGCGAGCAUGCGCAUGGGGUUAAGGCCGUUGCUUGGUCUCCCGAUUCCAAGUAUCUGGCCUCUCUCGGAACAGCACACGAUGGAUUUAUAUACAUUUGGAAAAUAGACACGAAAACUGGUGCUGCACAGCUGUUUCAGCAAAACAGAUGCACAUCUUUUAUCCGUGGCAUGGUGUGGAUGGGCAACAAUUUAAUCACUUUGGGUGUACGUCAUGUGAAAGUGUGGAAGGUUGAAGAGGGCCAAUCAGCGUCUCCUAUGAAACAGAAGUUCGCCGGAGAUUCGAGCUCGACCAAUCAGCAGCAUCAAAAGACGUUACUUGGUCGGAAUGUUAUACUUAAUAACAUGAUAGAAGCGACUUUUUCGUGUGGUGCUGCUAUCGACGAUACGAAAGCUAUCAUCUGCUCAGAGACGGGCGAUGUAUGUCUAUUCGACGACACGGAUAAGCAGAUGAAGUUGACCAAUGUCCUCGAAAGUGGAUUUGUGACGACUUGCGUGGCUAUCCGUGGAGAUAUUGCUUACCUCGGUGGUAAAUCAGGAAACCUAGCAACCAUCGACUUGGCAUCCUUUGUGAAAGGUGAUCAAAAUGCCCUUCGCACAAACAUUGGCUCGUUUUCGGGCCUCUUUGCUAUAGGAUUUCUCGAGGAAAAUAUGGUAACAGUUGAUGCCAAGCGCUCCAUCCAUAUCUGGGGACUUGAUAAGGUCACAGACACGCUAGACUUAGAAACCCCCCCUAUACCAAUGCCAGGUCACCAAGAGUCGAUUCUAGGUGUCGAAGCUCUUCGCCGCCCGACUGGAAUGGACGCCGAUUUUUUCAGUUGGUCGGCAUCUGGCCAAGUUAUACUAUGGGAUGUCGAGGGUAAAAUCAAAUGCUCUUUUCAGGUACCACUUGAGGAGGCCAAUUUUGAAGAAGAGCCUGAUCUAGUUAAUCAGUUGAAUCUGGUACGGGCCACCGAGGGUGGUAAGUACUUUGUCACAGGCGACAAGCUGGGAAUUGUUAAGAUCAUCGACUUCGCAACCCUGAAAUGCGUGUCAACUAUGAAGGCCCACGCUUCGGAUUGCCAGUUUAUCACUACAUUUGAAGACGAAUCCAAGUUUAUCAUUGCAACCUGUGGUCGUGACCGUACAACACAGCUAUUCCACAGGAAGGUCACUGGAGAGUUCAAACAUUUCCAGACCCUUGAAUUCGCUACUAGGGUUGUUCAAGUACUCGUUCCAUCAGCGGAUAAAGUGAUAACUUGCUCCCUGGACAGGACGUUGCAAGUCCACGACCUUGUAGAGAAAGAUGGCGACCCGGAUGUUAUGGCGGCCAUCCUCUCUAAAACUCUACCUUUGAAAGCUUCUCCGUCAUCUAUGACGAUGGGCGCGGAUGAGAAAUCAGUUCUUGUCUCUCUACUGGACCGAACUAUGAGUAUAUUUGACUUGGAGAGCGGAAAGCUUGCAAAUUCAUUUAAAUGCAUCGAUGAAAGCGGAAUCGAGCCUGUAGUUUUGGAUUCUCUCACUGCUCGGCCGGCUGUUGACAGAGAACCUACGUUCGUUAUAGGCGUCUCGAACACAGAUAAAUCGAUUAGAAUCUAUGACGCCCAAACGGGGUCUUUCUUAGACCGUGAAUGGGGACAUACAGAAGCCAUAAAUGGCGUGACUUUAGUCGAAGAGGAGGAUGGUAAGCUUAAGGUGGUAAGUGUUGGAUCCGACGGUACUCUCAUGGUCUGGGAAAUGGACCUGCAAGAUCCGGCGUGGGGCGCCGCCACUCGCGAGCUAUCUCUUGCCAAGGAUAACUCCGUUGUUUCUCGGCCUACGCUUCGGCGCGUUCUCUCGAAAGCCGAGCUUGCGGAAUUCCAACGAUCCUCUCCCUCGGCGGGUCGACGAUCGCCUCCAAGAAGUCUCACCAAGAAAAGAUCUGCAUACAAUCUAACUUCCACGCCGUCAUCGAAAACGCCUACCGCUACACCCCAAGCAAAUCCCGCGUUAGCAAUUUCUGGAGACACUCCAACCAGGCGGCCGUCAACAGAUUGCCGGUGCUGUAGCCCACCUUCCAGCCCAAAGGCCAGAGUAAAGAGACAACCAUCCCUACCAUCUCUCAACUCUACAAAAACCAAGAGCAAUAGCAAUUUAAGAGGAUUUGGAACCCUUACUAUGGCUACAGAGCAGGCAUGUCGGACGCUCCGAGCCUACCGAAGGAAACUAGCUUCCACAGAUCCCAUCAGCCAGGAUGUCUUGGCUGAAAUAGAUCAGGAACUUCGCCUUACCUCUAUCGCUUUGGGCGAUAGAGCCACGCGAAGUAAGGUCCUAAGCGAAACUAUGCUAAGCGGCCUCCUAGACCAAUAUUCGGAGCGCUUAGUUGCUCUGCUGGACGAAAAGCUUCGAGUUGGCUACAGAGGAUCAUCAGACCAAGAGCCGGAUUCGCCGGUGAUUUUACCGGGAAAACGACCCGGUUCAUCCGGGGGGGAGUCCAGUGCCGGUUCGACAUAGUUACGAUAUUCAUUCUAUAGUGUGUAUUAGUCGUACUUUAGUUUGGAAAGUACGCAGCAUUAGGACUAGGGAUGGAGAAAGAAGGUGGUCUUCAGAGACCUAAGGCGUUAGGUCUUGCUCGCUCAUUUUUUUUUUGAGGAAACGUCCAGGGGAGAGACGUUCCGGGAUGGGUACUAUAAGGAUAUCAGGAGGGCUCUUCUAUCUGCCUAUCCAGCCCAUAAAAUGACUUCCUAACAUGAUACCACUUGGAGAAAACCCACGGGAGUUAUAAGGCACAGCGCCGCGGCUGCGCGCUCGGAAGGGGAUGGAAGGGAAGACUAAUUGUUUAUUAUUGUUACUUGAGACGAAGUUGCUUUGUUUAAAUGCAUCAAUUGAAUUUGCCUACGUAGUAGGUUCGUUUUGUUUACGACAUGACCUUCUGACUCUACCUACUAUUGCAUAAACUCUAAUAAAAGUCAACUUUGGCGAUUGCUACAUACCUGUUAUCAUGACAAGAAAUUAAGAUGGUAUUUCGGCCUGUAUAAUAGAGAAUAGGAUAAACAAUCACGAAUGAAAAGACGGC